UUUCCCACUUGGGUCGCGACGUUAGGCUGGCGCCGGUAUUUUACGGCACAACAGCCCCAACUUACCCAUCAUAGGACAUCACAGAAAUCAUGGACAUUAGCAAGAAGCAAGUUGGAUUUAUUGGUGCUGGCAAUAUGGCCAAGGCUAUUGGGAGAGGCAUCAUUCAGGCAGGGCUACUAGACGCGUCUCACGUGCACGCCAGCGCCCCCAGUGAGACGAAUCUCAAGGAGUGGGCGUCCUGGGGCGCUAAAACGACCAACGAUAACUGUGAUAUCCUGGAGCUCUGCGACGUGGUCUUCCUGGCGGUGAAGCCGCACCUGCUGGAGCGCUCGCUUGACGGCGUGCUCGGCAGGAUGAGCGCGGACCAGCUCAGCCGCGUCGAGAAGUCGGACAAGUUCUUUGUCUCGGUCAUCGCCGGGCUGAAGGUGGACCGCGUCGAGCAGAUCCUGCAGCAGAAGCUGGGCGUGUCGUCGGCGUAUGUGAUACGCUCCAUGCCCACUACGCCGUGCCUGGUCGGAGAGGGCCUCUGCGCGUACACGCUACCCCGGAGCAAGCGGGAGGCGCCGCAGUACUCCGAGUUCGCGGAGCGCGUCUACUCGUCGGUCGGCCGCUGCAAGAGGCUGGAGGAGGCGCAGAUUGACGCCGUGGGCGGCGCAUUCGGCAGUGGCACGGCCUUCGUGUUCACCUUCAUCGACGCCAUGGCCAGUGGCGCUGUCAAGAUGGGCCUGCCGUGGGCCACGGCCCGUGAGAUGGCGGCGCAGACGGUGCUGGGCGCCGGAAAGAUGGUGCUGGAGACGGGCCGCCACCCGUGCCAGCUGCGGGACGAGGUCUCGUCGCCAGGCGGCGCCACCAUCGCCGGCCUCCACCCGCUCGAGGAGAGCGGCUUCCGCGCCGGGAUUGUGUCGGCUAUUGAAGCAGCUGUGAAGAGAAGCGGCGAGCUGGGCAAGAACUGACGAAUGCAAGGGUCAUAAGCGUCAUAAGACAUUGAGAUCUAAGACAAGACAUUGCAAGAUGCACGACGUCAUUCCACAGGAAGAUACGCUCCGUGAACAAAAAUCACAUUCCGUCAUAAGAAUGCUGGUGAAGAAACAGACGGUGCCGGGGUUGCGCGUGGGGAUACAGUUUGUUUCGCUGAGGGAGAUGGGCGCGCGGUUAUCAUGAUUCUGAGAAUUGGCGAGUCGUUUUGUGGCGAUGUAGAGCGACGUGUGCCAUGUACAAUAGCUGUUUUGAUAAUUUUUUGAAGAACUGGCGUAGUUAUACACACAUUGCGUUACACCUGUCGCAUACAAUACAGGGAGCCGUGCCACCGAAA
Molecule: messenger RNA, 1312 nt
Organism: Pollicipes pollicipes
Lineage: Eukaryota; Metazoa; Arthropoda; Thecostraca; Pollicipedomorpha; Pollicipedidae
Product: pyrroline-5-carboxylate reductase 3
Exons: 10
Coding region: 90-953 (287 amino acids)
Biological process (GO): L-proline biosynthetic process
Molecular function (GO): pyrroline-5-carboxylate reductase activity
Source: RefSeq, a predicted model, not a curated record